Messenger RNA from Colletotrichum graminicola M1.001, 1341 nucleotides. RefSeq lists its product as uncharacterized. The record is from RefSeq and is a predicted model, not a curated record. Gene Ontology annotation, molecular function: oxidoreductase activity. Lineage: Eukaryota; Fungi; Ascomycota; Sordariomycetes; Glomerellales; Glomerellaceae. The coding region runs from base 1 to 1341 and encodes 446 amino acids. The transcript has a single exon.
AUGCAGGCCGAGAGUCUAUCCUUCGACUCGGCGUCGGUCGCCAUCCGAGACGAGAGGUCCGGCCAUGUCGAACGGGUCGAUCUGCCCAUGCGCGCGCUCGCGGGAGGGUACUACGCAAACGUGAUGCGCAUGUAUGACCACCUGGGCAUCCCGUACCAUCCCAUACGCUUCCUUUUUUCCUUCGCCAAGGCGCUGCCGACUCGCAAGCCGGAUGCCGCAGGCGGAGCAACGGGAGAGUACUUUGUGCACGCGUCGAACCUGCACCAAAUCCCCCCUUGGCCGGGGAGCCGCGGGGUGCUGGUGCACCUCAUCGAGAUACUGUACCUGAUUGUCUGCCAGUUCUGGUUCACCCUCGUAUGUUUCCUGGUGCGUCCCGUGACCAAGGGGUCCGACGAGGCGGAGACGCUCGACGAGUACCUGCGGAGGGUCUGGCUGCCGCGUCGCUACGUGACGCACUACCUGCUCCCUCUCCUCAGCGCCGUGUCGACCUGCUCACACGACGAGCUCCUGGCGUUCCCCGCCAGCGACGUCGUGAACUACAAGAAGCUAUCGCAAGGCCAGCAGCACUACACGGUCUGCGGCGGUGUCCAUCAGGUCGAAGGGAGGUUGGCGAGGGAGAUGAGGGACGUUCGGCUGGGCGCUUGGGUUGCGCAAGUGGCGCCGACGACGGACGGGAGGGUGAGGAUACACUGGCAGCGCACGAGGAGUGGCGUCGAGCCUGUCCAGGAAGACGUGUUUGACCGGGUCAUCCUCGCCGUGUCGCCGGACGUCGCCGGCAAGAUCUUCGCUCCCCUGAGGAAGACGCUCGAGCGGAUACCCACGAUCCGGGUGGAGAGCUCGAUUUUACGACCGGCGCAUUCGGCGCCGGACCACGCCCUUAGCCUGGUCGUCGACGGCGAGAGCAGACACCCCAAGGCCUGCUCGCAUCACCGCGGGAACGCCAUCCCGCCGCAGGCGAUCUGUCUGCGUACCGACUUCGCCGCGGAAGGGGGGCGGACAGAGGCACUGCACACGAUGCCGGGAGGAACGGUGGUGAGCACCUGUCCGUUGGACCCGCAGGCCGACGCGAAGAGGGUGCUGCGGACGGCCAGGUUCACGAGGACCCUGAGGACGGCCGAGAGCAGGGCGAUCGUACGGAGGAUCAUGGGCGAGUCGGGCGACCAGGACAAGAAGACGGACCUGGCCGCCGAGGCCGCAACGAUAUGGGUGAACGGCCAAGAUAACGUUUGGUUGACGGGGGCCUGGUGCUGGGAUGGCAUGGUUCUCCUCGAGGGGUGUUUGGUCUCGGCGAUGAGAAUCGCCGAUGAUUUUGGCGUCAAGGUUCCGUGGCGGCCUGGGUAG